Messenger RNA from Cherax quadricarinatus, 10150 nucleotides. The record is from RefSeq and is a predicted model, not a curated record. Lineage: Eukaryota; Metazoa; Arthropoda; Malacostraca; Decapoda; Parastacidae.
GCUGGGAGCACCAGUGAGAGCACUCCUCUGCUGCUCGCUCUCUCACUCUCCUUCACACGAGCAAUAUUUAAUCUGGAUGUCAUGAAAUUUCUUUUGACUAAGAUUUUGAUUUAACUUGCCAUACAUUUUUGUUAGUGUGCGCGAUGCUUCAGGUUACUGUAGUGUAGAUUUACCAGCGUUACAUUAGUCGUGAACAGCUUAGUGAAGACGAUGGCAACUGAUCUCUGGGUAUUGUUUGUGCUGGGAGUUGUAAGAUGCAGCUCAGCCUUCAACAUUGAUAUUGGUAAUCAUGUUACACACUUCAGCACACAGAAGGGAUCCAUGUUUGGCUUCGACGUCGCUCAGCACAAAGACAGAGGACAAAGUCGGUUGCUAAUCGGAGCGCCCAAGUACGACACAGAACAAAAGCUGCGGGACGUGACGCAGGCAGGGGCGGUGCUGCAGUGCUCCUCAGAGAUCGCCAGCUACUGCGAGUAUGUUCCCUUCGACAGGAACGGCAACAACGUUCACCCGCUGGGGCAGCAGUUGGAUAGCAAGAGUUACCAGUGGUUUGGUGCCACCGUCAGCAGCUCUGGCGAGGACGGCAUUGUUGUGGCGUGUGCUCCACGCUACGUCUGGUUCACAGAGAAUCUUCGGAGACGUGAACCUGUGGGUACUUGCUACGUCGCCCGCCAAGGUCUCACGGACUUCCAGGAGUUUUCUCCCUGCAGAACACGUAGUUGGGGCUACCACCGCCAGGGGUCCUGUCAGGCUGGCUUCGACGCUGUCAUUACGAAGGUCAGUACACAACCUUGCCUUAUACUGUACAAGCAGUGUACACUGUACAUGGGGAGCUGCACGCAGAUGGUGUACACCUGCAGUCUUUAUUGCCAGGCCUGGAUGGCGCGGCUCAAAGGUCAGGUCCACUCUCAGAGCCUUGUGACCAGGAACGAGUACGCCAUGACCUGGGAGGGCGGUGCUGUUGAUGAUGACCAGUAUCUGGGCUACUCUGUGGCAGUUGGCGACUUCUCUGGAGAUGGCAGACAGGAUGUGGCACUUGGGGUGCCUAAAGGCUUGAACUAUACAGGAAAGGGCCAGCGGAAGGCGCAGGUGCAGGCCAGGCAGAAGCAGCCCUCACAGAGAUUUCUUGGCCGGAGAGCUGAAGAGAACCUGAACGGAGCAGAGCAGGCCGACAGCCUCCACAACCUCACCUGGCCACAGUGGUUUGAGCACACAGGUUUCCUCUUCCUGAGCAACGAACAAGUAGGGUACACUUUCAUCAGCCUGUCAGAGGUGGCCACAAUGCGGCCCUUGUACGGCUCCUUCGCCCUGGCGGUGGGCGAGUUUAACGGUGCCCCGGGGCAGGACCUUGCAGUGGGCAUUCCUCGGGGACCCAACUUGAAAGGCGUCCUUACGGGCAAGAUCGCACUCUACACACACGAGCUGCAUCCCCUGCAGAAUAUCACUGGCUACCAGCUGGGCUCCUAUUUCGGCUACAGUUUGGCCGUGGUCGACUUCAACAACGACGGCCUCGACGACAUUAUCGUUGGCUCUCCGAUGUACACUGACUAUAAGGACAGGGAGAUGAAGUUCGAGGUGGGACGAGUCCACGUUAUGUUGCAGAACAAGGUGCAUCGCUUCAGGCAGGUGGUGACCUUCACUGGUGAGGUCAAUAGAGGUCGCUUCGGCCUCUCUCUCACUGCCCUUGGGGACAUCAACAUUGAUGGCAUUGAUGACUUGGCAGUGGGGGCACCAUACAGCGGGAAAGAUGGCAAUGGAGCUGUUUUCAUCUACCAUGGCUUUGUUAUACGUAGUGGUGAGCUCAUUCCAGAGGAAAUGAAGAAACCAUCUCAGGUGAUUUACGCGAAAGAUGUGUCCCGGGGUCCUAGCAUAUCAACGUUUGGGUGGUCACUGUCAGGAGGGAUGGACAUGGAUGAUAACCAGUACCCAGACCUGCUGGUGGGAGCCUACCUCUCUGACGCUGCUGUACUGCUCAAAUCCCGGCCUAUUGUGAAUCUGCUAAAUCACAGCCUCACCUUCCUGUCAGAGGGCAAGAUCAUCGACAUAGAAUCUGGAGCAAGCCUGGAGGCUGGCUGCCGCACCCAGAGUGGCAGACCUGUCACCUGUGUUCCCCUUGAAUUCUGUGUGGGUUAUGGUGGUCUUGGAGUUCCUGAAGACAUUGAACUGGACGUGGAGUACACAUUGGAUGGUAAAGUAAAUACUGCACGCAUCUUCUUCCUCAACACUGACCAGUGGAUGUUGAAAGAAACAAUCCAGCUUGAGAAGGAAAUCCCCAGGUGUCAGCUGCACCAGGUGUAUGUUGCACCGACACUGACAGACAAAUUGACGCCUAUCGGUGCUGAGGUUAAGUAUCAGCUGGUGGAGCCCAAGUACCGCAGGACCCCACGCUCCCUCACACCCAUCCUCAAUCAGCGUCAGAAGCUCGCCCUUUCAGACUCCCUCACCAUCCAGAAGAAUUGUGGAGAUGACAAUGUUUGCAUCCCUGACCUCAUUCUCACCUUUACUGCGCCAGACACUUUUGUUUUUCGGAAGAAGGAGCAGCUGGAGGUGGAUGUAAGAGUGGUCAAUAAUGCUGAUGAUGCAUUUGAGGCAAAAGUUUACAUACCUAUUCCUGCUGGUCUGCUGUAUAACACUUUUGCUGCUAAGGAUAAUACCUCCGUUACCUGCUCCCCACGCACCAUGGGUGCCAACACCACCCUCAUCUGUGAUAUUGGCAACCCACUACCCAGGCACAAGGGUGUGCACUUCAUAGUACUAUUCCAGCAGAAAUCUGGCUCACUGGAAGACCCCCGUUUUGAGUUCCUAGUGACAGCCAACAGCACCAAUAGCGAGGAAGCUAGGCAUCGUGGGGACAAUGUUGCUUACAAGAAUAUCCUUGUUGAUGUGAACACCAAUCUUAUUCUUUAUGGGUCGUCAUCUCCUGAGAACAUUGAGUACAACCGUACCUUGCAUCGUUCUGAAGGAUACACCCAUGAGGAGCAUUUGGGCCCCAAGGUCAGGCAUACAUAUGGAAUCUCCAACAAUGGCCCUUCAGAGAUCCUGCAAGCUGAAAUUGUCAUACUCUGGCCCACCAUGACACUGAAUGGUAAUUAUCUACUGUACCUCCUGGAGCAGCCCCAAGUUACUGGCCCAGUCAACUGCUCUUAUGUUCCUGAUGUCAACCCUCUGGGCCUCUUGCUGAAUGAGAAAGAAAUGAAUGCGGAAUUUGAGAAACUCCAACACAAGAACAAGCUACGAGGGACAGUGGCUGAAGAGAACUACACCGAGGUAUCUCUCUCUGGGAGUGAUGGUGAGGCUGUAGGUGCUGGGGAAACAACUUUCUACCAGGAAUCUUCAGGGGGUCACUUUUACUCCAGUGGUGGAAACUCAUCAUCAUCAUCAUCAUCAUCAACAUCAUACUCACAUUCUUCUACCUCUUCAUCUAGCAGCAAAAGCUUCAGCUCAUCUUCAGGCUCCUCCAGUUAUUCAACCAAAGAGAAUGAUCUCAUUUCACGACAAAAAAGACAAGCAAAUAAAAAGAUAGACUGGGAAUCUGAGACAACUAAUUGUGGUCCAACCAAAUGUACGCGGAUCCAUUGCUUAGCUGGUCCUUUGGUGGAAGAUGACACACUUUACAUCUAUGUUCAUUCUAGACUUGUAGUCACCACACUUGCUGAGUACCCAUAUGAGGACCUAAGCAUCACCAGUAGAAUGGUUGCCAGAGUCAGGUCUCUGCCACAUGGAGUCAGCCCUGCGUACCUUCCCGUUCGAGUCCUUGAUGUGACAACGCCAGUGUCUCCGGCCAAGUCCCUGGAUGAAACGCCACAGGUACCCUGGUGGGUCAUUGUCUUGGCCACUCUUGCUGGUAUUCUCAUCCUCCUCCUCAUCAUUCUCAUCCUCUGGAAGUGUGGAUACUUCAAGAGGAACAGACCUGAGCAGCACACAGGAAACAGCGAGGAUGCUCAACCCUUGAACCCUCCCUCAGGGCGCAACAAUCACAAUGGUGUCAAUGGCCACAACUACAACUUAUAUACACGUCCAUAUUAUCCUGGAGAUGAAGCUUUAUGAUUCAGUUAGUGCAUGUUUAAAGUGAAAUGUGAAAUUGACAGGAAAUUGUUUUUUUAACCAAUUGUAAAACUGAUUUUUGGUGUUAUGAAAGGAUAAAAAAACUAAACACAAAGUCAUAUGUGACAUAAUAUGCAGUACAGUAUAUGCAAAUUGGGAAAGUGGUAAAUGAAAUACUGUACACUACAUAUGUGAUGAAACAUGGUUGUGGUUGCUAGUGGGCCACCACUUGCAGUUAGGCCACACACUUAAUAUUAUAAUCUGAAACCAGGUUAAAUUUAGUGAUAUUAGAUGUGAAGAAAUCAGUUUAUCUUUCUUUGUUCUCAUAACUUGACUCUUGAGAAAGAUAGACUCUGUAAGAAUCCAGAGGGAGGACCUCCUCUGGAAGUUCAGAUUGCCUCCCAUUUCAAGGCUAACUUCAAAAGAAUGUCUUGCAUUGCUUUUGGAGUUUAGAUCUCAUUGCAAAUCUGACAGAGAAGUGCCAAACUUAAGUAUGACAUAUCUUUAACUUGGAUAACUCUCAAGAUUAACAUAUGUGAUACUUACCCAUUGAGAUUAACACUUGUGAUAUUAUCCUUUGAGAUUAUAAAUAAAACGUAUGAUAUUCACUCAUUUAAUGCUAAUUUUUAAUUUUGGAGCUGGUUCUAACAAUUAGUUGUGACUAGUUAUCUUCACAUCAAUUUGAAGUUAAGGAAUCUCAUACUUAAUGUCUGUCUAGAGGAGUGUUUGUCUUGAUAAUGAUCAUCAUACACCAGUCGAGUUGGUCGCUUCGGCACUUGGUAACACUCAUUUGUUUUACUGGUCCAAAUAUAGUCAGAAAAUGAAAAAAAUACCACUUACGUUUUUUAACAACAUAAGUUUGUUACAGUUUCUUCAAGUGUAUGUAAGUUAUUACUGCCAAAGAUAAAUGGUUUAGUACUCACUGUUAACACAAAUUCAAAUAAUUGCACUCAAUAUACGCUUUAAUAAUAUAGCUUUGGGUAAAUUCCAUGGUAGAAAAUGUUAUAAGUGUUACUUAGGGGUGGAUCCAGGCUGUAAACUACAGAAGCUCACUAUGGCAUGAAUCCCGUGUGUUUGUACUGAAUUUUUUUUUUUUUUUUAUGUAUAUAUAUAUAUAUCUUUUCCCUUCCUCUUCCUUUUGCCCCAAAGAAAAAUGCAUAUUUUCAGGCAGUGUGAAGGCUUAUUCCCUUCUUAUUAGGAAAGGAAGUGUGCAUUACAUGUCAAGGUGCUGAGGCUGACAAGGAUCUCUCAUUCCUGGAUUUGCUUCUAAUCACAGUGGCUGCAUGAAGGCUGAGUGUGCCUUAAGCAGUACUUUUAUUUAUCUACAGACCAUGGGUGAAGUUUGCACAAAAUAUCAUUUUAUAUUUCUAUACAGUCAGAUUAAUGAUGAUAUUAAGGGCAUGUGUGUUUAUACCGCUAUUUUUGUAUGUAAAUCUGUACGGAACUAUUUAAUUAUAUACAUCAAAUUUUCUCCAUGGGGAAGUGGAACAGAAUUCUUCCUCCGUUAGCCAUGCGUGUCGUAAGAAGCGACUGAAAUGCCGGGAGCAAGGGGCUAGUAACCCCUUCUCCUGUAUACAUUACUAAAGUUAAAAAGAGAAACUCGAUUUUCUUUUUAGGUCACCCUGCCUUGGUGAGAUAUGGCCAGUUUGUUGAAAGAAGAAAGAUGUCAGAUUUGUAACAUACUAAGAUGUUAGAUAAUGUUUGUAUUAACAGGGCUAAAACUGUUUUUAUAUAGCUUUAUGGUCAAAUGUAAAUAUUCAAGUAUGCACUCAACUAUCUGUUGGGGAGAAUAAACUUUUUUUUUUUUUUUUUUACAUUCUGGGCCUUUUUCCACUGAGGUAGGGUGACCCAACAAAGAAGAAAAUGCUUUCACUAUCACUCAUUCAGUUGACCCUGCAAAUCAUACCUCCACUUCUUCGUCAGAGUGCAGACAUUGUAGUACUUUCCACCUUCAUCACUCACGUCCAGCUAACUGGUUUUCCUGAAAUCUUUCAUAAAUGUUACCCUGGAUCCACUUGCUUUCACUCACUCCUAUCUAACACAAGCCUGUUGGAUGGCCAAGCUCCUAGUACUCAAAACUUGCUUAGGAUGACCCCUACCCCCUCCUCCCUUCCACCUGGAUUUAUAUGCCCUCCUAGUCAUCCUAUUUUUCUCCAUCCUCUCUAAAUUUCCAAACCACCUCAACAACCCCUCCGGAGCCCUCUGAAUAAUACCUUUGGAAACACACUUCCUAAUCUCAUAACUUCAAAUUCUCUGCAUAAUAUUCACAUCACACAUUUCCUGCAGACAUGACAUUUCUACUCCCUCCAGCCUCCUCCUCAAUGCAGCAUUCAAAACCCAUGCUUCAUGCCGAUACAACACUGUUGGUAGCAUUAUACUCUUGUGCAUUCCCCAUUUUGUCUACAUGGAUAAAGUUCUUGAACUCCAUAGGUGUCCCACUGCACUACUCACCUUUUUCCCUUCAUCAUUUCUAUGGUUCACCUCAUCUCUUAUAAAACCAUCUGCCAAGAAGUUCACUCCUAAAUAUGUGAACUUCAUACUCCCUCCAAUCAAAUAUCCAGUCUCUCUCUGGCUAUAUUUUUGAUACUCUCAUUAUCAGUAGCUGUCACAAAAUAAUGAUCUGAUAUAUUUGUCACCUCUUUAAAAAUAUGCAUAUCCAAGUACGUAUGUAUGUUUAGUGCUGAGUGUUUUAAAUAAUUUAGAAGUGCAAUCUUCUUUAUAACAAAAAAGGUUCCUGGUCAGCUAUCUAAAGUCCUGCAGGGUAAAAUGUGCUAGAGAUGCAUUAGAGAAUACUUAAGUACUCCAAAUGAGUAUAACUACUGACAACUCUGCAACUACAUCAACACAAGAACCACAGAUUUUCACCUUAGCUCUCUAAACACUAUGCUAAGGAACUACGCAUUACCUGAAUAUAAGGUAAGUUAUACUUAGUAAUUUUUACAAAGUACAAUAUUAUAAAAAUGGUUGAUAAAUAUUGAAGUGUCUGGAAAGUAGUCUGUUUCCCAUAUUCUUCCCUUCAGAUAACAUUCUUUUAACUUGUAUGCCAUUCUUGAUGAAUGUAAUUCCUGCAUUACACGAGGGUUUCUACACUAUAUAAUAGUGUACUCACACAUGCACAAAUUAUAUUAUAGUACAUAAAAUGUGGACUGAGCAGUUACAAAGUUUAAGUGCCGGAGAGUAUUUUAGAGUCUAGCUCUUCCUGGUCUGGACACAUCACCACAGACCCAGUGGCAGAGAAAGGGUUGCUUCUCUGAUUUCAUCAGAUAUACAUGAAGCAUCUUUGUUUACGACAAACUGUUACAGAUACGUAAUAAGGCAAGUUAGGACUCAGCUAAUGUUAGAUUUAUAAAUAAAUUAGCUAUUACAUUUACACUGUAUGCAGCAGUGAUAUUAUAUAGUCAAAACUCCUUUAAGAUAACAGAACAGAUGUAUGCCUGUUUCUUGGAAUCUGUAGGAAAGCCAGAAAGGGGCUGUACACAGUAUGAAAUUGUGUAACUAUUGUGGAUAAAGUGGAGUCAUAUCUUGAUAUAGUACAUGUCCUGGUAUAACUAGCUAGCCUCAUGACAUGCAUUUUAGUAUAAUUAGCUAGUCCCUUGACAAGUGUCCUUGUAAAACAAGCUAACCUCUUAACAUGUGUCUAGUGUAACUAGCUAGCUUCUUGACAUGUGUCCUAGUAUAACAAGUUAGUCCCUUGACAUGUGUCCUGGUAUAAUUAACUAGCUCCAUGACAUGUCUUGAUGCAGCUAGCUAGCUUCUUACCUAAAAGUUAUCUGAAGAUCAUUCCAUGGAUCACUGCCUCCUUGACACAGUGCGAGCUAACUAGCCUCUUGACUUGUGUCCUGGUAUAACUAGUUAGUCUCUUAACUUCUGGUAUAAGGAGCUGGAGUAUGCACUUAUCCUGGUAUAAUGACACUGUUCAACAUGGCACAUGUAAUGGUAUAAUUAGCUAGACGUGUAUAUUUUUUGCAUAACUAGCUCAAUUUGGCAUGGGUCCUGUAAUAACUAGCUUAACUCAUCACAUGUCUUCUAGUAUACAUUAAAUUAGACUUUCACAUGUCCUGGUGUACAUUUACUAGCCAGGCUCAGUCCUGGUGUGAGUGCAGCAGGCAAGUGGUACCAUCACCUCACAUGAGACAGCUGGGCUGGUGCUCAGUUGGAUGUAGGUGGUGCUAAUGUUAAUAAAUAUUUGUGGUGAUGCUGUUGGUACUAACAUUGUUUUGACUUGUUUCUAUGAAUGGAAGAUGUCUCUGCCCUUUUUGGCCUCCUUUCACCCUUUAACCACUCCAUCUCCAUUGUCAUAUUUUCCCAAUGACUUUCUCUGGACCCUUUACUUUCCUACUAAACAUUCAAGACAUGAAACUCUAAGCAUAGCCCUAUUUUAUUUAUUUAAUCAAGGGGAAGCAUUAAACCCAUAAGGCCAUAUAGCACUUGUGAAAUGGAAGAAAUUCAGGUUUGAUUCUAGGGAGGGAAGGAUGAAUCCAGUUCCUUAGAUCAAGAGCUCCUCACUGGCAAUAAGGCACCUACCUCCCUUGAUGCAUGCAUAACUCUUGAGAACAUGUAACUUAAUCAGUAAGGAAAUAGGUAAUUGUGCACUCAUGGAGAUCUUGGUAAAUCACUAUCACGUGUUUAAGACAGACAGGAAUGAGACCUGAGAGAAAAGGUAAUGAGUUAUGUUGAUGAAGUGUUAGGAUGGGUAAGUAUAACAAGAAGAGUUCUCCAAAGUUUCGGUCUUACACCCAACACUACUCCUAGUAAAAUACAUACAUAUGACUUAGCAGUGUCUCCAUGGGAAAGUGGAACAGAAUUAUUCUUCCAUAAGCCAUGCGUGUCGUAAGAGGCGACUAAAAUGCCAGGAGCAAGGGGCUGGUAACCCCUUCUCCUCUAUACAUUACUAAAGUUAAAAAGAGAAACUUUUGUUUUUCUUUUUGGGCCACCCUGCCUCGGUGGGAUACGGCCGGUGCGUUGAAAGAAAGAAGAAAGACUUAGCAGUGUGGCUUAUCACUACAUAUUAAAGUUCUUAGAUAAUGGCAAAACUACAAAGAUGAUACAGAUUUAUGAAGACUAGUAAACUAUGAGAUGACUGCUCCUUCCCUUCCCUCUUUCUUCUGUGCACAGUCCAUGGACAAAGAGCCCAUCAUUUUCUUUCAUUUACUGGUCAGGGUAAUUCUACUGGUGUAAAAAUUUCAGUGCUGUGUGACCCACGUUAAGUAUUUUUAUGAAUAAAACAAAUACAGGAUGACCUGGAAAGACUGUAGAAUAUUGAACAAGUGGCUGAUUCCACAUAGUACAGUUUUAUUAGUACAGUAUGGGAUCAAAAGUAAAUAUAAAAGUGAAAUUAUAUCAAUUAAUAAGUAGGCCCAAGAUCUGGAGCUGCACCACUUAAAUACUGUAUAUAAUUAUAAAUAAGUACGAUACUAGAAAUUCCAUACAAGAAUAUAUUCAUAUCCUUCAUUCAGACGAAUUCUUUCUUUACCAGUCUGUUCUUCAUGUAAUGUACAUCCUAAUUACCUCUUAUCACUCCAUCCCACACACCUAUUCUCAGAUUAUCCUUAUUCUUGAUAAAUGUUUGAUGUGCCUUCCUGUUGAAGAGAAAUAGGGUAGAUCUAACAUGAAGUACAUUUGUUCCAUCCAUUCCUGUGUCAGUACUUUUGCAGAACAUGUUGCUGAUGGCUGAUGUUAGACUCCAUUUUCACUUUUUAUUUAGAGGAAAAGAUAGUGACAAACUAAACUGUGAGGAUGCUAUGAAUAUAUUCACAAUCUGAAACAUUAUCAUUCUACAACAAUUUUUGUUUGGGGAUGGUUUAGCAUGUUAAAUUGAUUUGGCAUUAACUAAGGACUAGAAUUAGUCUUUGAGAAUGAAACUAAAAUUGAUCUGAAGUUACUCUUGCUUAAUGAGAUUUCAAGGUUCACAAGUAAAAUAUUGUACUGUAGGAAUCUUUAUGAAUGUGUGUGGGUCAAGUUUGACCCGGCCUGGGUGGUGAGUGUACAUAAAUACUUGUGUAUCUUGGCUCUGUUGUGGUUAAUGGUCCCUGUGUGUGUAUAUAAAUGUAUAUUUGUAAAAUGUUUUAUGUAAUUUAUUUAUGUUAACAAUAAAAUUUUGACAGUU